This is a messenger RNA of Tachysurus vachellii, 2253 nucleotides long. Its product is annotated as protein FAM107B. The transcript has 6 exons. The coding region runs from base 390 to 863 and encodes 157 amino acids. Lineage: Eukaryota; Metazoa; Chordata; Actinopteri; Siluriformes; Bagridae. Gene Ontology annotation, biological process: actin filament bundle assembly; regulation of actin cytoskeleton organization; actin filament polymerization. Gene Ontology annotation, cellular component: stress fiber; synapse; neuron projection. The record is from RefSeq and is a predicted model, not a curated record.
CAGGAAUACACAAGGGAAAAUCUGGGAGCCGGACACCCAGUCGAGGAGCACCUGACCCAGGCGGUGAGCUGAGCAUGGGGGCUUCUCAUGGGAAGAAAAAGGCAUAUAACAUUGAGCAGCAGAGUGUGAAAAGUGGAAAGCACGUCAAAGGCAUGGCAGAGGGAGGGCCCUGACUGUGGAAUGCCCAGCGAGUCAUGUGACUGUUUACAUCUGAGAGGAAACCGAAGAGAGAGGCACGAGUGUGUGAGCAGCUCAGGAGAAACGGCCUGUGCACGCCCACAUACGUACUCACACGCAGACAUGUAGGCUCUCCGAGCACCCCACACACACUCAUACACACACACACCCAUACACACACACACACACACACAGGAAACAGAAACAUAAGGAUGGAUCAGCGAUUAGGAGCCGGUGUAUAUCCUGACAGUCCUCCCAGCAGACCCAGAGAUGUGCUGGUCAAAUCAGCCUCAGCAUACGCAGAUAUCCAGUGGGAACAGCCUCAUCAGCCUGAAAUAUCAUAUGAUGACCCAUUGCGAUGCCCACGGAGGAAUAUCCUCCCUGUGGCCAGCUAUGCCCCUCAUCCUGAUUAUGUGCAAGGGGACGAUGAUCUCAUCAAGCCAAAAAAGCUGGUUAAUCCAGUCAAAGCUUCUAAAAGCCACCAGGAGCUUCACCGAGAGCUGCUUAUGAACCAUAAACGGGGUGUGGAGAAUAAACCAGAGCUCCAGCGUGUAUUGGAGCAAAGGAAGAGAGAUCAGAUGAUCAAACAGAGAAAGCAAGAGGAGGAGGCUCGGAAAAAGGUCUCACCUCUGGAGCAAGAGCUUCUCAAGAGGCACAAACAACUGGAGGAGGUGAAAUUCCUGUGAAAUUCUUUUUGGAGCAGGAGCAGGAACGGCAGGAGGAGUGCUCACGCAGUGCUCCUGAGUUCAUCAAGGUCAAGGAGAACCUGCGCAGAACGUCGCUCAUGAGCACUGGAGAGAAAGAGGUGUAGAGGAGAAGAUCAGGAUAAAUCUGUGUGCUUCUUUCUCACUCAUUCUGUCUUUCUCACUUUUCUGUCUUACACAAAUAUAUGCUCCUGCUGGACAAAACCUGUGUUUUCAUAAAUCAACAUGGAAGACAGAAGAUGGAGUUCCAGAGCUGAAAAAGGGACAUCAUUUGAGCUUGUCUUGAUGAAUUCAGGGAUUGUCUGCAAUUCUGAAGCAGGUGUGCUAGUUGGAGAUGAACAUUCUGAUGAAGUUAUGUUUCUCUGCAGAAGAACCAGAGCAUCUUCAUACAGUGUACAAUCAGUAUUAAUGCAUAUCACUGGAUUCCCAACUGCCAAGUGCACUGCACAUCCCAGACAUUUAAGGAAUCAAUAUCAGAAACGCAAUGUUUUUUUUUUGUUUUUUUUUUUCCUGAUGUAUAACAAUCAGCACAAGUCACUUUUGUUCAUAAAUGGAAUGAAUAACAUUUCUCACUUCUGAUGUGAAUAUAUUUCCAAGGCUGCAUGUGUCUGUGCGAGACGUUUACAAAAAAACAGACUGUAUCCUAAUUACUGUGAUGGCACAACGAAUCAGUGACGGCUGACCUGCCUACCUGGAGGAGGAGUAAUUCUUUGUUUUGCAGGCGGGGGGGGGAGUAAAAACGGCCUUUUUUUUUUUCAAACUGCUUGUCUAACAACCUUUGGAGAAGCUGCGAAAUGGUUUCACAUGGCCGACAUUUUCACUGUUGAUCUGCUGUUCAAACUCUAAACCUGUCUAAGCGUUGACCAUUACCGUUUACAAUAAAAAAAUUUGCCCUUUCUGUCUUUCAGCCAAAAACCAAAAGUGUUUUUUGACAAUUUUCCAACGUCUGCUUGAGUAAAAGAGAAUGGUUUGUCAAUUAAUAUCACAGAGUUCAAAACUGUCCGUCAUAACACAUUCAUAUUUUUGUUUGGCUUCUGCAUAUACAGUAACUCAUUCUUUUAUACAACAUGAAACUCCUCCUCGAAACACAUGAAGGUUGGCGGGUCCGUCGUGGUCUUAACCCAGGAUCUAUUUUUUCGAGACAGGAGUGCUGUGAUGCUUAAAUGUCUCUGUUCUUUUUCCGUGCCUUUGUGAGAGCUACAGAACAGACAGCACAGGCAGAGCGAGUGACUGUUUCUGCAUUUUAAUCAUUAUAUCACUCUAUGUACCCUGCAUCAUCAUAGUUAAGGAUGUGUCACAUAACAGCAUGGCCUAUGUGUGUGCGUAAGAAAGAAAGUGUGUGUGUGUGUGUGUGUGUGUGUGUGUGUGUGUG